AUGUCGCUCUGGGCUAGAGCUCAGCAGCUGCCGCAGGAGAGCCUCCAGCAGGUGCGGGCCAUCUACGGUGACCAUUUCCCAAUAGAAGUGAGACACUGUCUCGCGUCAUGGAUUGAGAGCCGGAUCUGGACCUCGGAGCCGGAGGAGCAGCAGCGCUACUUCGUCGAGGAGCUGGUGCAGGAGAUCCAGACGAACGCCGACCUGAUGCUCUCGCCGGAGAUGUUCGUCACGCAGAUGAAAUUGAAGGAGGCAGCCAACAACUUCCGCGUUCAGUACAGCCACGAGCCCCAUAAGCUGUACGCCUACCUGCGGCGCUGCCUCGCCCUGGAGAUGGAGGUGAUCCAGAACGCGAUGGGCACGCCGUACGUGGCGCAGCCGCACACCGAACGGAAGUACAGCGAGCUGAUCACCGGUCUGCAAAACGUCCGCCAGAAGGUGAGCAUGGCCAGCGAGGAGAUCAGGAGCCUCCAAGCCAACAUAGAGUCCUUCUCCCUCCAGUAUCACGAGUGCCUGAAGAAUAAAGGCCACAUGAAUUACCUGCAGCAGUCGGGGCCGAUCACCGCGGAGCGCCGCGAGCUGGAGGCCUGUCUCCGGGUGCAGAUCGAGGAUAUGGAGAGGAAGCUGAAUGCUCUGGUCGCCCAAAUCAACCAGUCCCAGAUGGAGCUGGUGGACCGCAUGAAGGACAACAUCGCGAACCUCCGCCAGCUGCAGAGCCAGGUGCUGGACGAGGAGCUGAUAAAGUGGAAACGCGAGCAGCAGCUGAGCGGCAACGGCGUGCCGAUGCAGUCGAACCUGAACACGAUCCAGGAGUGGUGCGAGAUGCUCGCCGACCUGAUCUGGACCAGCCGCCAGCAGGUGAACAACGUGGCGCGCAUCAACAGCAAGACCAUCGUGGAGCUGCGGCAGCCGCACCUGGUCGAGAUGCUGGACGACAUGAGCAAGCAGGUGACCAGCCUCCUCUCCACCCUGGUGACGUCCACCUUCGUGAUAGAGAAGCAACCGCCCCAGGUGAUGAAGACUAACACUCGAUUCACAGCUACAGUACGCUUGCUGGUUGGCGGUCAGCUGAAUGUUCACAUGACACCGCCCAGGGUGACGGUGGUGAUAAUAUCGGAGCAGCAGGCGCAGCUGCUGCUGAAGAGCGACACGCAGACCGGCCGUGGCAAGCAGCCGGUGGAGUGCGGAGACAUCCUGAACAACAGCGGCUGCAUGGAGUACCAGCCUACGAGUAGGCAGCUCAGCGUCAGCUUCAGGAACAUGCAGCUGCGCAAGAUCAAGAGGGCGGAGAAGAAGGGCACGGAGAGCGUGAUGGACGAGAAGCUGACCCUGCUGUUCCAGUCGGAGUUCAACGUGGGCGGCGGCGAGCUGGUCUUCCAGGUGUGGACGCUGUCGCUGCCGGUGGUGGUGAUCGUGCACGGCAACCAGGAGCCCCACGGCUGGGCGACCGUCACGUGGGACAACGCCUUCAGCCCGCCCGGCCGCGUGCCCUUCGCCGUGCCCGACAAGGUUACGUGGGGCCAGUUGGCUGAGACACUCCGCAUCAAGUUCGGCUCCGCCACCGGUGGGGACCUGUCCGAGGACAACCUGAGGUUCCUCGCGGAGAAGAUUUUCAGGACCAGCCUUCCAAUGUCAACGAUGGAGCUGAACGCCAUGACAGUCAGCUGGACCCAGUUCUGCAAGGACGCGCUGCCGGAGAGGAACUUCACGUUCUGGGAGUGGUUCUACAUGGUGGUCAAGGUCACCAGGGACUACCUGAGGACCUUGUGGUGCGACCGAUUGAUCAUGGGCUUCAUCCAGAAGAAGCAGGCCGAGGAGAUGCUGGCCAAGUGCCCGCCCGGCACCUUCCUUCUGCGCUUCUCUGACUCCGAGCUCGGCGGUAUCACCAUCGCCUGGACGGGGGAGGGCAACGAGGUGUUCAGCCUGCAGCCGUUCACCUCCCGCGACCUGAUGCUGCGCUCGCUAGCCGACCGCGUUCUGGACCUGGCCCAGCUGCAGUUCCUCUACCCCAACGUGCCCAAGGACGAGGUCUUCUCCAAGUACUACACGAAGCCCGAGAACGAAAUGCUGAAGAACGGCUACGUGAAGCCCGUGCUGGUGACCACCCUGCCGCCGUACAUGUCGCCGUCGCCCGCCUACGCCCACUCCCACUCGCCGGACUCGCACCGCAACACGCCCAGCGUGCAGAGCAGCUACUUCAGCGCCUCGACGCCCGCCCAGACGGAGAACAGUUUCAUGGACAGCGAUCUCUUCGAGCAGAUAAGGGCCUUCGAGCCAGACGGCCUGGACGAUUUCGACUUCUACAGUGCGAACAUGAGCAUGAAG
Messenger RNA from Iphiclides podalirius (scarce swallowtail), 2322 nucleotides. The record is from the annotation of a GenBank genome assembly. Lineage: Eukaryota; Metazoa; Arthropoda; Insecta; Lepidoptera; Papilionidae.